UGACGUCAUCCCCUUCGAAAUAUCUCCAGCGGACCUCGGAGUACCGCAAAUCGCAGUCCGAGGACGCCGUUGAGAUCAUCGUAGUUUACGUCGUCGCCGGCGGCGGUGGACGGUGACGGUGGGAGGUGACCGGAUCCAGAAACAGGCAAUGGGCGGUGACCGGAUCCAGAGCGAGGUGAAUGGGAGUUGUAAGGGAGGCGGAGAGGGCGAGAGGAGAUCAAAGCUGUUAACUUUACCGACGGUUCUCACACUUGGACGAGUCGCCGCCGUUCCUCUUCUAGUGAGCACUUUUUACAUGAAUAAUUCGUGGGCCACAUCCGCUACAACAAGCAUUUUUAUUGCUGCAGCAGUUACAGACUGGCUAGAUGGCUACAUAGCUCGGAAGAUGCAGAUAGUAACGCCUUUUGGUGCAUUCUUGGAUCCUGUAGCUGAUAAGCUAAUGGUUGCUGCCACAUUAGUAAUGUUGUGUACAAAACCUUUAGAGGCUGCAAUAUUUGAAGGGGUGCCUUGGCUUUUGACUGUCCCUUCGAUUGCUAUUAUUGGUAGAGAGAUAACAAUGUCAGCAGUCAGAGAAUGGGCUGCAUCUCAGAAUACCAAAGUUCUUAAGGCCGUGGCAGUGAACAACUUGGGGAAAUGGAAAACAGCAACACAAAUGAUUGCAUUAAUUAUCCUCCUUGCGUCUAGAGAUUCAAGGUCUUGUCCUUAUUCCUGCAAAACUCUGGUUCCAUGUUCUCUUGGAUCAAGACGGUCUGCUUGCUUCGGGUGUAAUCCUGCUUUACAUUUCCGCUGGCCUUUCUCUAUGGUCCUUAGUUGUGUACGUGCAAAAUAUUUGGAGAAUCUUGCUGAAAUAGCCCCGUAUGGAUUGAGGUUUCCGCUCUGACAUACGAUUAUACACUUCUUAUAAAGAAUUAAGACAUCCGGUUUACUACUGACCUACCUUUAUGUUACCAAUCAACGUGAGCUCCUUGUGUUUGAUAUGGGAUCUCAUGGGAAAGAUUUUACAGAGAGAGAAUAUAUAAGCUGACAUUUGUGUCAUUUUAUGUAUCAUUUGGUGCAUUGGUCUGAAUAAGGGUGAGGUUCUAUUAUGGAUCUUGUAGAAGCGUUCUGUGUAACUACUAUGGAAUUGGUAUAGUUUGGCCCUAUUUGGGUUUCGCAAACCGCGGUUGUGAUAUAAUAUAUUUGUGAAUGAAUAAUUACAUAGA
Messenger RNA from Asparagus officinalis (garden asparagus), 1202 nucleotides. RefSeq names its product cardiolipin synthase (CMP-forming), mitochondrial-like. Lineage: Eukaryota; Viridiplantae; Streptophyta; Magnoliopsida; Asparagales; Asparagaceae. Gene Ontology annotation, cellular component: membrane; chloroplast envelope. The record is from RefSeq and is a predicted model, not a curated record. Gene Ontology annotation, molecular function: CDP-diacylglycerol-glycerol-3-phosphate 3-phosphatidyltransferase activity. Gene Ontology annotation, biological process: glycerophospholipid biosynthetic process. The coding region runs from base 149 to 880 and encodes 243 amino acids. The transcript is spliced from 7 exons.